AUGUCAUCACUGGCCAAACUGUUGAAACAGAGGAAUAAUUUAUUCAAAUCGGCAAUAUCAAAUGUACAGAAUAAUUAUUUGAAUGAACAGUGUAUCAUAGUUGAUGAAAAUGAUAAUCCUUUGCGUUCUGGAUCUAAGCAGCUCUGUCACUCAGCCAAAACAUUAGCCCUACAUCGUGCGUUUAGCGUUUUUUUGUUUACGAAAAACAAUGAAAUGAUCCUGCAGAAACGAGCUGCUCAGAAACUGACAUUUCCAUCUGUGUGGACAAAUGCGUGCUGUAGUCAUCCUUUGUGGAAUGAACAUGAAAUGUGCACUAACGAGAAUAUUGGAAUUCGACGAGCUGCUAGAAGAAAAUUAAAUCAUGAAUUAGGCAUUCAGCUUGUUGACAUUGAUCAAAUGAAGAUCAUGGGCCGAUUCAUGUACAAAGCAAUGCAUGACGAUAAUUGGGGUGAACAUGAACUUGAUUAUGUUAUUGUUUUGCGUGAUUGUGACUUUAAACAGAUUAAACCAAAUCCGGAAGAAGUUGAAGCAGUAGCUCUUGUUACAUCAAUGGAGGAGUUGACUGAAAUCCUGAAAAGUAAUGAAGCUUCAUUCUCUCCUUGGUUUAAUUUAUUCGUUCGAAAGAAUUUUUUGCGAAAAUGGUGGCAUAAUUUGGAUUGUUUGGAUGAAUUAAGGGAUUCUCAAACAAUAUAUCAACUAAAUUAA
Messenger RNA from Cercopithifilaria johnstoni, 705 nucleotides. The record is from the annotation of a GenBank genome assembly. NCBI's taxonomy places the organism in Eukaryota, Metazoa, Nematoda, Chromadorea, Rhabditida, Onchocercidae.